AUGAAGCUGUACACGUUGCUACCCGUGUUAGCGCUUCCCGAAAUCUUGGCGCAGGGUGACUUUGCAAUACUUGAUCCAGAGGUAGCUGCAGUAGCAGAAGAUCCGAACUUUAAUCCUUACAAUAGCAAGCCGCGUGGAGUAGACUCAGCCGCCACAACACCAGAAGCACAUGCCGUGGAAAGUUAUGACUUUGACCCAUCCGAGGGUCUGACGUUUUACGUAGCGGGUGGUAGCAGUGAAUGCUUUUUUCAAGAUGUCAAACUUGACAGCGAUCAUUUAAGUGGCGCUUACGUAGUAAGUUCUGCUGAUUCGCACAUUGAUUUGGAGGUGAAAAAUCCCGAGGGUGCUACGAUCUACCGCCGAACAGGUGACGAUGAGGGCGAGUAUCUCAUUUCGCCAAAGCAGGCAGGCAUUUAUGAAUUGUGUUUUCGGAAUUCGGACUCGGAUGGCAAAUUGGUGACACACGUGACCAAUACUUUGCAGUCACAGCAUCCAGUUGAAAAAGAACAUGUGAGUGUGUUAGCCAAGUACGCAUCGCAUGUGGAUGUGCGUCUUGGCGAGCUCGAGUCAGAAUUAAGGCUCCAGCUGAUUAGGUUAGACAGACAUAUAAAAGUGGAGCAAGAGAUGAACAAGCACGUCACGUUUUACGGAGUGCUGGAAUGCGUCGUUUACCUCAUAGUCUGCUUUUUUCAAGUGUACUACAUUAAAAGUUUGUUGAAUAACCCGCGUAAGGCCAAGUCUUGGGUGUGA
Molecule: messenger RNA, 750 nt
Organism: Plasmopara halstedii
Lineage: Eukaryota; Oomycota; Peronosporomycetes; Peronosporales; Peronosporaceae
Exons: 4
Coding region: 1-750 (249 amino acids)
Biological process (GO): intracellular protein transport; Golgi organization; endoplasmic reticulum to Golgi vesicle-mediated transport
Cellular component (GO): Golgi apparatus; COPII-coated ER to Golgi transport vesicle; endoplasmic reticulum-Golgi intermediate compartment
Source: RefSeq, a predicted model, not a curated record